UCCUACGGCAUUUGGAAUUCGGAUAGAAGAGCUGCGAGACGCACGUGUUCUAAAAUUAAAGUCGAAUUUUAUAUUUAAUAACAAGUAUUAAUUAAAACAGAAACAAAUAUGGGUAAACCAGGUUUCUCACCAGGAGGUGGUGGUUUUGGUGGAAGGGGAGGUGGUGGUGGAAGAGGAGGUGGUUUUGGUGGAAGAGGAGGAGGUGGUGGAAGAGGAGGUGGUUUUGGUGGAAGGGGUGGAGGCGGUGGAAGAGGAGGAGGUGGUGGCUUUGGUGGAAGAGGAGGAGGUGGCGGCCGUGGCGGAGGUAGAGGAGGCGGAAGAGGUGGAGGUACUCCACGUGGACGUGGUGGAAGAGGGGGUCGUGGUGGAGGAGGUUUUAAAGGAGGCAAAACCGUUCUUAUAGAACCCCAUCGUCAUGCAGGAGUUUUUAUUGCCAAAGGGAAAGAAGAUGCUUUGGUUACUUUAAAUCUGGUACCUGGUUCAGAAGUUUAUGGUGAAAAGAGAAUUAGUGUAGAGGGAGAAAACGGAGAAAAAGUUGAAUACAGAGUUUGGAAUCCCUUCAGAUCUAAAUUGGCUGCCGCUAUUGUCGGAGGCGUUGAUCAAAUUCACAUGCCGCCUGGAAGUAAAGUUUUGUAUUUAGGUGCAGCUUCGGGUACUACUGUUUCACAUGUUGCAGAUGUUGUUGGUCCGGAAGGACUAGUGUAUGCUGUUGAGUUUUCACACAGAUCUGGAAGAGAUCUCAUAAAUGUUGCCAAGAAAAGGACUAACAUCAUCCCUAUAAUAGAAGAUGCUAGGCAUCCUCACAAAUACAGAAUGCUUAUUGGUAUGGUUGAUACGAUAUUUGCAGAUGUAGCACAACCAGAUCAAGCGAGAAUAGUAGCAUUAAAUGCUCAAUAUUUUCUCAAAAAUGGUGGCCACUUCGUAAUUUCUAUAAAGGCAAGUUGCAUAGAUUCAACUGCACAACCAGAAGCUGUCUUCGCUGGAGAAGUAAAGAAACUUAUUGGAGAUAAAUUAAAACCACAAGAACAAAUCACUUUAGAACCUUAUGAGAGGGACCAUGCAGUUGUAGUUGGUGUGUUUAGGCCACCUCCCAAAAAUUCUUCUAUUUAAAUAGUGUAUAAAAUUUAUUUUUUAGUGAUAUGAACAUUUAACAAGAAUGAAAAUAUUGAAUAAUCAAUCGGCGGCGGGCCAUAAGGGAGGUGGUUUCGGGCCCGCCCACGGCAUAUUCCAUUGACCGUGAGCGGAUCCGAGACCACUUCGUGGAGGUCCACCGAGUUAGAGAAGCUGGGGGCGGUGAUCCCGACAUAUUCAUAUUUUAUAUCUGUGAAAAUUUUUACUUAUACUAUUUAAGGAACUUAUUAAAAUAAA
This is a messenger RNA of Polistes dominula (European paper wasp), 1368 nucleotides long. RefSeq names its product rRNA 2'-O-methyltransferase fibrillarin (gene Fib). The record is from RefSeq and is a predicted model, not a curated record. Gene Ontology annotation, molecular function: RNA binding; rRNA methyltransferase activity; histone H2AQ104 methyltransferase activity. Gene Ontology annotation, cellular component: box C/D methylation guide snoRNP complex; small-subunit processome; Cajal body. NCBI's taxonomy places the organism in Eukaryota, Metazoa, Arthropoda, Insecta, Hymenoptera, Vespidae. Gene Ontology annotation, biological process: box C/D sno(s)RNA 3'-end processing; rRNA methylation.